AUGUCUGAAGAAAUUGUUUAUGCAAAUCUCAAAUUCCAGGACUCUGAUAAGAAAGAAGAAACUCAGAAGUCUGACAAAUGUGGGGGAAAAGUAUCCUCUGCUGCUUCCCAUUCACAGCAAAAAACAGUCUUGAUUCUGACUCUUCUAUGCUUUCUGCUGGUCACUGGAGUGGGGGUCUUAGGAGGCAUCUGUAUGUAUCACCUCAUUCUGGAGACAGAAAUGAUAAAAUCAAAUCAAUUACAAAGUGUCAAGGAAGAACUUCAAGAAAAUGUGUCCCUACAGCUGAUACACAAUCUCAACAACUCCCAGAAAAUCAAGAACCUUUCUACCAUGCUGCAAAACUUAGCCACCCAGCUGUGUCGAGAGCUGUAUAACAAAGAACCAGAGCACAAGUGUAAACCAUGUCCAAAGGGUUCAGAAUGGUACAAGGACAGCUGUUAUUCUCAAUUCAGUCAGUAUGCAACAUGGCAAGCGAGUGCUAUGGCCUGCUCUGCUCGGAACGCCAGCCUCCUGAAGGUUAACAACAAGGAUGCGCUGGAAUUUUUAAAGUCCAAGAAGCUACGCUCUUAUUGGCUAGGAUUGUCACCCAGAGAAGAUCCCAUGACAUAUGCACUAAGUGAGAAGGUGUUCCUCCCUGAAGAGUUUGAAAGAAGCACAGAUGACAUAAAUAAGUUGUACUGUGGAUAUAUAGACAGGCUAAAUGUUUAUUAUACAUAUUGCACUGACAAGAACAAGAUCAUAUGUGAAGAGACAGCCAGCAAGGUACAGGUGGAAAGUGUGCUGAAUGGCCUUCCAGAGGAUAGCAUGUAG
Molecule: messenger RNA, 810 nt
Organism: Mastomys coucha (southern multimammate mouse)
Lineage: Eukaryota; Metazoa; Chordata; Mammalia; Rodentia; Muridae
Gene: Clec12a
Product: C-type lectin domain family 12 member A
Exons: 6
Coding region: 1-810 (269 amino acids)
Molecular function (GO): signaling receptor regulator activity
Source: RefSeq, a predicted model, not a curated record